AUGUCCAGCAAAGCAUCUGGCGUCGCCCACGCCGUUAGCUCAGACGGCCUGCGUCAACGGUCGAACGUCCUCGCAACAGAACUUGUCAUCACAGAGCACGGCCGCGAGCGCGACAAAGAGCUCGACAAGCACAAUGGUUGGGAGUUUGGUGGGCCAUGGGGCGUUACCGCAAUCAUGACAUUCUUCCCGCUGCUCAUGUACUACCUGUGGAUAUGUCUUUGGUUCUACGACGGAAACCUUGUCUACCCCACCUCCCGUGAUGAUAUUAAGCCCUUCUUGCAAACCAUGUGGGGGCACAUAAAGAAGGACGCAAGCCCGAACGCGUACGCCUGGAAAGUCUACUCGGGCAACUUUUUCUUCCAGUUGUUCAUCGCCAUGAUCCUUCCCGGCUAUCCCCAGGAGGGUCUCCCCGUUCCCUCCCUCGGCUACAAAACGCUGCACUAUAACUGCAACGCCCUCGUCUGCCUCUAUGUCACCCUCGUCACCGCAGGCUUCCUCCACUACUACCACAUCUUCCGUCUCACUGAGAUCAUCGACAACUAUGGUCACCUCAUGACUGUCUCCAUGAUCUACGGUUUCGGUGUGUCACUCAUCACCUAUGUCUGGGCUGUCACCACUGGCAACGCAAUCCGCAUGUCUGGCAACUUCUUCUACGACUACUUCAUGGGGGCCCCUCUUAACCCGCGGAUUGGUCCAGUUUGCCUCAAGAUGUGGGCCGAGGUUCGGAUUCCUUGGGUAAUUGUGUUCUUCCUUUCCGUUUCCGGAGCAUGCAAGCAGUACGAGACCCUCGGUUAUGUCACCCCCAAUAUGGCCUUCAUGAUCCUCGCCACUGGACUCUACAUCAACGCUUGCGCCAAGGGUGAAGAGUGCAUUCCUCAAACCUGGGAUAUCUUCCAUGAAAAAUGGGGUUUCAUGGUCAUUUUCUGGAACUUCUCCGGCGUGCCUUUCUCAUACGUUUACUCCGUCGUCUACAUGGCCUCCCACGACCCCGCCAAGUAUCGCUUCUCGACCUUUGGCUAUGUGUUUAUCUACACCACCAUCCUUUGCGCUUACUAUGUCUGGGACACUGCCAUGGCACAAAAGAGCCAUUUCAAAAUGCAAACUCAGGGUAUCUACAAGUUCCGUAAGACCUUCCCUCAAUUGCCCUGGAAUACCAUCAAAAACCCGACCUACAUCCAAACUGCCCAUGGCAACCGACUUUUGACCAGCGGCUUCUGGGCAUACUCCCGCAAGCCCAACUAUGUCGCCGACUGGAUCAUGAGCUUGACAUGGGGUGCCAUCGUCGGUACUGCAACCAUCAUUCCUUACUUCUACUCCAUCUUCUUCAUUGUCGUGUUGCUGCAUCGCUGCACACGCGACUUUGAGCGAUGCUCGAAGAAGUACGGAAAGGACUGGGAGAGAUAUUGCCAGGUCGUUAAGUACAAGUACAUCCCUGGUAUUUAUUAA
Molecule: messenger RNA, 1446 nt
Organism: Coprinopsis cinerea okayama7#130
Lineage: Eukaryota; Fungi; Basidiomycota; Agaricomycetes; Agaricales; Psathyrellaceae
Exons: 8
Coding region: 1-1446 (481 amino acids)
Biological process (GO): ergosterol biosynthetic process
Cellular component (GO): endoplasmic reticulum membrane
Molecular function (GO): Delta24(24-1) sterol reductase activity
Source: RefSeq, a predicted model, not a curated record